Beta vulgaris subsp. vulgaris (sugar beet) is the source of this 893-nucleotide messenger RNA. RefSeq lists its product as hypothetical. NCBI's taxonomy places the organism in Eukaryota, Viridiplantae, Streptophyta, Magnoliopsida, Caryophyllales, Amaranthaceae. The transcript is spliced from 2 exons. Bases 1 to 642 code for a protein of 213 amino acids. The record is from RefSeq and is a predicted model, not a curated record.
AUGCAGUGCUUUAAACCUGUUCCUGUAAACCAAAUUAUUGUUUCUCAAACACAAUUACCAAAGACUAAUAACAGUUACAACAAUAUUAGUAUUAAGACACUAAAUGGAUGCAAGCUGCAAAUUUCGCAGUACAGCUUUCUGUACAAUGCAGAAGGUGGGAGAGGGACCGGCAGCCAUAUCAACACCAAAGAAGAUAAAUUCACAGGCCAGGCUCCACUCAGAUAUGAUUUCAAUCUAGAAACAUUUCACGUUCCACCAUUAACAAGCACGACAGCACAGUCGGACGGGUGGAUCCCUUUCCCACCUUUUCUGAAGGUUGAUGUUGUCCCAGACAUAAUCCAAGGGAACAUAUAUGAGGAAUCUGGAAAGGUCGAGCUAAAGUUUAAAUCCAGAUUCUUGGUUUCCAUGGGGAGCAGCUAUAAAGCCCCUCCUCUGCACAUAAAUAUGAUAUUAACAACUGAAGAGCUGAAGGGAGCACUAACUAAGAAGAGCGCACGAGGGAUGAGGCUGGGCAAAAAUGGGAAAUGCAAGUUGGUUGGUGUGGCUAAGGUUGAUACUAUUGAUGACAAUUACAUAAAUUUUCUUCUUGGUCUGCCUUCAGAAUGCCAUGCCAGCUUCAAAGCUAUUAUAUCUUUUUACUAGUUUAGACUCAUAAUAAACCCAGAAUACUACUGUAAAAGGAAUUUCACUGUUCCAGGUCAAGAACUGGAAGAGAACGGAAUGAUCAAUUGAUUAUAGGAUAAGUCAGCCAUGAAAGUUUAGAUGCAAUACAUGGCAGUAUUGCCUAUUGCUUACCCUGUCUUAUAACAAUUGAAACAGCAGCCAAUUGUAACUAUUGAUUAUUGUCCUUCUACACAGCAGAGAGCAACAAGAGCUUUCUUAGUUCUUCUUCA